AUGAUAGAAGUCGUCUACAUUGUCCGACAUGCAUUCCGGACCAGCUGGUCGGUGGAUCCUCAAACAGGUGUAUACACGGCAUCCAUGGCGCGGUCACCAACCGGGAUACCCACUGACCCGCCGCUGACGGCCAAGGGCGUUCAGCAGAGCAAGGAGCUGGCCGAGCACCUUGCUGCGAUCGACCCGCCAAUCGACAGAAUCUACUCUAGUCCUUUUUACCGCUGCCUGCAAACCCUGAAGCCUUUCAGCGAUAAGGUGCUGAGCGAGGGCAAGGCAGGCGGCAAGAUCAGAGUGGACAGGGGCAUUGGCGAGUUUUUUGGCCGCGCCCACUUCGAGCAUCCCGCGCCCCCGACUCUCGAGCACCUCGCGCCGCACUUUGACAACCUAGACUCCGACUAUGUGUCCCUGCAUGUGCCGGGUUCCAACGGGGAGUCGAUACUCGAGCUGCACCAGCGCGUGCGAAAGGCGCUAGAGCACAUUAUUACGACGCUGGAUCAUGAACCGCACCAGCCCAGGACCGUCCUGCUGUGUACCCAUGCCGCGACUAUGAUAGCAGCGGGCCGUGUGCUGACAGGGCUGAUGCCGGAGAAUCCCGACGACGACGACUUUCAGUGCUACACGGCGGGCCUGUCAAAGUUUGUACGCCGAUCCAGAGAUGCCGACAAGGGUGUUGCGGGCAAUUGGGACUGCGAGCUCAAUUCGGAUACGUCGUAUUUGUCGGGUGGCGCUGAAAGGGGGUGGCGCUUCAACGGGGAAGAGAGUUUUGUAGACUUCUCAGACACGGGCAUGACAGGCGAUGUGGACUCGAAACUAUGA
Molecule: messenger RNA, 816 nt
Organism: Exserohilum turcica Et28A
Lineage: Eukaryota; Fungi; Ascomycota; Dothideomycetes; Pleosporales; Pleosporaceae
Exons: 4
Coding region: 1-816 (271 amino acids)
Source: RefSeq, a predicted model, not a curated record